AAAUCAGCAAAUCCACUAGGCUAACUGCAUAUGUUACGUCUUCGGAAGAGCGCAGUAAGACAUAUUCACGAAGCAAUUAGGCAGAAUUCCACGACCUUGAAAUCGCGAUGACUGGUAAAUGUAUGACAUGACACACCAUCAUAAGUUCGCCGCGGUUUUUAACAGGAUUCAAUGGAUGAGCAGUACGACAUUAUUGUUUUGGGUACUGGUCUUAAGGAAUGUAUACUCAGUGGUUUGAUGUCGGUUGAGGGAAGAAGGUUUUGCAUAUGGACAGGAAUAACUACUAUGGUGCUGAGACUACUUCCAUAACUCCUCUCGAAGGUCUAUUUGAAAAGUUCAAUGUGAAAGCUGACCUUCAGGCUUUUGGCCGUGGGAGAGAUUGGAAUGUGGAUCUUAUCCCGAAGUUCCUGAUGGCUGAUGGAAAGCUAGUGAAAUUGCUUGUUCAUACCGGUGUCACCAAGUAUCUGGAAUUCAAAAGUAUUGAGGAAAGCUACGUUUAUGAUAAGAAGGCAAUACACAAAGUUCCUAGCAAUGCAAGUGAAGCGCUCACUACAAGUUUGGUUUCGUUGUUUGAAAAGAGAAGAUUAAGAAAUCUCCUGCAAUGGGUAGUGGACGUUGACCCUCAAAAUCCCUCGACUUGGAGUAAUGUUUAUCCUCACCCUAAAAGUGUCAUGAGAGAUUCAAUCGAAGUGGCUUUUCAACAUUUUGGUGUUGAUGAAACAACCAAGAAUUUCGUCGGUCAUGCCGUUUGCUUGUAUACAGACGAUUCGUAUAAACAGAAAGCACCGGCCAUAGAGGUUAUUACCAAAAUGCAGUUGUACAAUCACUCAGUCAACCGAUUUGGAAAGUCUCCAUACCUUUAUCCUCUUUAUGGUUUGGGAGAACUGCCUCAAUCAUUUGCUCGACUGAGCGCAGUGUAUGGAGGUACAUAUAUGUUAAACAAACCAGUAGACGAAAUUGUGAUGGAAAAUGGCAAAGUUGUUGGCGUAAAAUCUGAAGGUGAGGUCGCACGCUGUGACAAAGUAAUAUGUGAUCCUAGCUAUGCACCAGAUCGUGUUCGAAAAUGUGGUCAGGUUGUUCGUGCUAUAUGCAUUUUGAAUCAUCCCAUUCCAAAUGUAAAAAAUGCUCUUUCAUCACAAAUAAUCAUUCCUCAAAAUCAAGUUGGUCGACAUCAUGAUAUAUACGUCUCUUGUGUUUCCCACCCACAUUACGUUUGUCCGGAGAAAUUCUUUAUUGUUCUUGUGGCAACGACUGUAGAAACAUCAAAUCCACAUCAAGAACUUCAACCUGGAUUACAGUUGCUUGGACGUAUUGAGCAUAUAUUUUAUUCAGUAGCAGAUUUAUUUGAACCUAUCGACGAUGGUAAAUCAAGCAAUAUAUAUAUUUCAAAGAGUUAUGAUGCCUCAACGCAUUUUGAAAGUACAUGCACAGAUGUAUUAGAAAUGUAUGAAAGAAUAACUGGUCAUCCAUUUGACUUUAGUAAAGUCACACGAAAUCUAGAAGAUGAAUAAUUAAACACCUUUUUAAUUAUCAAUCAUAAUAUUCUUUUCUUUAAAAAAAUAUACAAAUAUUAAUUAAUCAUGGGUAAUAUAUAAUAUUCAUUCUCUCAUAUAUAUAUACAUACACACUUUGUUCCCAUCUAUACUAAUUUGUCACAGUCAUAUAUGAGAAUAGUGUCUCAUCUCUCCCAUCUUCCGUUCAUACGUAAUUACUUUGCAUCCAUUCCAAUUGUUGUUGUCGAUGUUUUUUUUAUUCUCAUCUAACGUCGACUACUAUCCGGUUUAAUUAUGGCCGUCUUUGUCCUGUAAUCUCUUUCUCUCCCUCUCUCUCUCAAUCAAUCAAUUGCUUUCCUUAUCUAUCUAUCCAUAAUUUAAACCGGUUUUUCUAAUCUUGACACCCACAACUGUGUUGUACUCUUACUCUUUCCUUUCUUCCUCACUCUCUCUCUCCAGCUCGCGCGCCCUAAAGGCCACUUCCCCUUUUUCCUGUUCUAAUUGUUGUCUUCAUAUAUCGUUGUUGUGUGUGUGUGAUAUUCUCAUUCUCUGGAGGAAAAUUUUUAACUCAUAGUGAUGAGAUCAUUUUGUUUGUAUUCUACAACUAAUUCGAUAGUGAGUGUGAUAUUAUGACUUUGUUCAAAAAAUGUUUUGGUAUACUUAUGCCACAAAUUAAAACAAAAUGUGUUGUUUGUUCGAAUAAAAGGUUGAAUAUUCAGCUAUCCUAGCUCUUAACGUUUCGAUCGAUAGCAGUUGCUACCAUGCCAUGAAGGUUGUCUGAGUGACGAUAGUGUAGAUUGUUUACACUACGACUUCAGGGGAUCCGUGGGCGAAGUCUUAAUGCUUGCGAAUAGGAAUGUAACAGCAGCAAGGUGUUUUUACCUCAGAUGACCAGUUAUGCUGCCUCUCCGAUCUGGGGAGGAGAGGUUAAAAAGGUCGGUCUCGAAAAUUGUACAUCCCGACUUAUCUUGUGACUGUCGUCCAUAGCCGAUGGUAGGAUCUUAGUACGGAUACAAUUCCAAAAUCGACUUCGAACAGGCCGUAUGUAACCGACCUCAAGCAGAUGUCCCUCAAACUCUACAGUCACAGAUGACUAAUACUUCUGUUUCAGACACUCCAAGAAGAAGCCAACCUCCGUAGUAUGGGCAGCCGGGAAGUAAUCACCACCUACAACACACUUCCAUAAGCUUAAACUGUGUAUGCUGAUAAAUUAAAAAAAGCAACUAGUUAGAUAUUGCUGCUGUACUUACUAUCUGGAUUAGCUUACAAGCCUAGAUUUUGCCUUAAUCUCGUCAAGUUUGUCUGGAUCUGUGUAAUUUGGCGGUCACUAGUGUAACUUUCAAAGAAACGGCCACAAAGAGAAGACAGAUUAACCUUCAGCAGGAAAACAACCAAUCAGAAGACAUUUACUCUCUGCUAACAAUAACGAAUAAU
Trichobilharzia regenti is the source of this 2927-nucleotide messenger RNA. The record is from the annotation of a GenBank genome assembly. Lineage: Eukaryota; Metazoa; Platyhelminthes; Trematoda; Strigeidida; Schistosomatidae.